AUGUAUUCCAAGUUCGGCAGACGGUGAGUUAUUCUGGAGGCUAUCUGGGCGUGGAUAGGAGCUGACAACCGUUUGCUAGCGCAUCAUCGGAAUACAGCUGCGGGCUUUGGAGAUCCAGAUUCAUCCAGAUAGAAAUAUGGGACAUCAUUGUCUAUAUUUUUGAUGGAGUGGAUCUAGAAGGCAAGACGUUCGAAUGAGAUUUCUUGCUGAAAUCUCCUUUCAAUGUAAAUCGAGCAUCUAUUUGAAGAGAAAAAAAAGGGAAAUCGAGAUUUUAUGGAGCUUACAACGCACCGCUAUGGAUCAAUCGAGUGGCCCGCCAAAUUCUACUUCCGAUCAUGCAAUGUUCUUCUAUAGAAGAAAUUAACUUCAGAUAUUCUUCAGUAAUAUGGAUAAAUUAUUGGAGUUUGGAAGGAAAGCUUGGUUCGUAGUCAGAGUGCUUUCUGGAUAUGAAGAGAGAAGAAUCCGAUCUUACAGAUUGCAACUUCAAAGACGACUUGAACAGGCACAACAAAGGAAGGUUGCUUUAAGAAAGAUCCCAGAACAGGCUAUUUUAGCAGAGGUUCGCCGCAUGGUUGAGGAGAUGCAAACGCUGAACCAAAAGCUGGAAGAAACGGAAGCUGCCAUUGAAGAGUACUUCAAGCCAAUCGACAAGGAGGCUCAGAUAAUAAUGAACAUUCAGCUGGAAGGAGAGGAAAAGACCAUGAGGGAGAUGAUGAAAGCCAUGCAAGAGCAAGCUUUGCUUGAGAAAGCUGCUGCAGAGAACAUUGCUAAAGCUGGUAUUUCAGAUGGAAACCACCACAACCAAGAUACAGCAUCCAUCCCUGCCACAGUAUCCACUCCUGCCAGCCAGGCCAAGUAGAAGAAACGGUUUGAGAAAACCAAAAUCAGCUACAGAUUGAAGGCGAAUGCCAAUGCAUAUCACAUCCAAGGAUAUGAUUCUCCAAAGUUCUAGCAUUCAAACGGAAUUUAGUUUCAAGGGUCCAGAGAAGAGUAAGACUCCGGCUAUGACAUUCAUUUCAUAAGACAAGGUAUUUUCUUGUCAUUUAUAGAAAAAAGGAGUUCCUUUUCACUGUUGUUGUUUAAGUAUCAUGAGUACAUGUUAUUCUCACAUUCUCGGAUGGGUACGAUGAUUAACUGGCAUAGCCACCAGGGGCAACCCGGGUUUUCUUUUUCCUAA
Molecule: messenger RNA, 1177 nt
Organism: Magnolia sinica
Lineage: Eukaryota; Viridiplantae; Streptophyta; Magnoliopsida; Magnoliales; Magnoliaceae
Exons: 6
Coding region: 386-859 (157 amino acids)
Source: RefSeq, a predicted model, not a curated record